AUGGCGAGGAGGAGCCGCCGCUGCCUCCUGCUGCUGCUGCGCUGCCUGGUGGUCGCCCUGGGCUGUCCUAAGACCUUUGGAUUGUCUGACCCAAAGGAUCAUCAAGUAAUCACAGCAAUCGAGUAUCAAGAGGUGAUUUUAACCUGCAAAUUCCCCAGGAAGACCCCGGCCUCCAGGUUAGAGUGGAAGAAACUGGGACCAAGUGUCUCCUUUGUCUACUAUGGCCAGGAUCUCAGAGGUGACUUUAAAGAUCGAGCUCAGAUGAUGGAUUUCAGUAUCAGGAUCAAAAAUGUUACAAGAAAUGAUGCCGGGAAAUAUCGUUGUGAAGUGAGCACCCCAACUAACGAAGGCCAGAGGCUGGAAGAGAACACAGUCACGCUAGAAGUACUAGUGGCUCCAGGGGUUCCCACAUGUAACAUCCCCAGUUCUGUCCUGAGCGGGACCGUGGUGGAGCUGCGAUGUCAAGACAAAGAAGGGAAUCCAGCGCCUAUGUACACGUGGUUUAAGGAUGGCACCCGCCUGCUGGGGAACCCCAGACUCGACGCCCACGUCACCAACAGCUCCUACACCAUGAACACGAAAUCUGGAACUCUGCAAUUUAACACCGUUUCAAAACUGGACAGUGGAGAGUAUUAUUGCGAAGCCCGUAAUUCCGUUGGAUCUCGCAGGUGCCGUGGGAAAAAAAUGCAAGUAGAUGAUCUCAACGUGAGUGGCAUCAUCGCGGCCGUGGUGGUAGUGGCCUUAGUGAUUUCCAUUUGUGGCCUUGGUGUGUGCUAUGCUCAGAGGAAAGGCUACUUUUCAAAGGAAACCUUCCAGAAGAGUAACUCUGCAUCCAAAGCCACUCCAGUGGGUCAAAAUGAUUUCAAGCACUCAAAAUCCUUUAUAAUUUAA
Molecule: messenger RNA, 891 nt
Organism: Pipistrellus nathusii (Nathusius's pipistrelle)
Lineage: Eukaryota; Metazoa; Chordata; Mammalia; Chiroptera; Vespertilionidae
Source: the annotation of a GenBank genome assembly